AUGAUUGCGUUCAUGAAAUGGAUGUUUUGCGCUUCGCAGGUAUUUCCGGGGUCGCCAGCUGACGGGAAUUUGCAGCGUGGCGACAUGGUUAUGCGCAUUCAGAAUCACGACGCUGCUCAAAUGAGCCACUUGGAAGCACACGAUGCCUUCAAAGCUGCUGGCAGUCAAGUCAGCCUUUCCGUGCACAGACACGCGCCGCCUGCCCAAACGCCGCUCAUCAGCCAGAUGGCCAUCGGCGGCGGCGUUUCUCCGGGCCGCACGCGGUCGCCGAUGCCCGGUGAGACGACAACGGCGUCCAUGACGUCGACAUCCAUGAUGUCGACUUCCAUGUCGACAACGACGACUACUACUCAGCAGCAGCAGCAGCAGCUUGUGACUGAAAUGCUGCCUGCGCCGACGCUGGUGCCGACACUAGACCGUCGAUCCUCGACCCGGACUCAGGUCAACGAGUCCUGGCAGCGUGAGAUCGAGAAGCAGGCCAUUCAUCACCAGGUAGAAACGGAUAGGCGGCAACCACUCCCGAAUGCACUUCGUAGGGAGAAGUGGUGGCCAUCUGGUCGACAGGCGGACUUGUCAGCACGGCAAGAAUGCACUGAUAUCGCAAACUCUUCUUGCGCCGGGGAAUUAGUUCGCCUUCGACCAGCUGGUGAACCGCUUGAGAGUGGUUUUCAACGCGUUUGCCAAGGGUUCUGGGAUCGUAGCCCAGGCCCCUUAUUUCAUCCGCAAACGGUAAAGCACGUGAUUCCCAACUAUGGACAUCACAGUCUGCGCAGACCAUUCGCGCACGCCAGCAGCGGCACCCGCCGGAACACCGAGAAGCACGACAUUCAACAACAGGCUUAUCGCACGUUGCCGCUGAUCACACCUAGCGUGAAGGUGAAGCGAGACCUGCCGAUCGGAUCCUACUUACGAUUCCAAUACGACCCGAAAGCUGGACCUCCGAACCUUGAUGCCUAUGGGACUGAAGAGCUACAUGCAGAGCAUGCCGGUGGUCACGGCAGUGAUGCCGCCAUGAAACAAAGUGUUGCGGACGCAGUGACGAACGUGGCAGCGACCAAAUUCUCUUCGUUCCCGAUCGCCGAAAACAAGACCGUGGUGAACCAGCAGUUCAACUCGCCCAUCAACCUGUACUCCAAGGAAAACGUGCAGCGAACGGUGCAAGAACAAACUGGGCUGACUCCACCUGGAAUCCCGGUGCCCAAACACUAUGACCCCAUGAAAUCGCCGACGUACCACGCGCUGCAGGAGAUGCAGGACAAAAGAGAGCAGAAACCGGUGCAAUCCAAGGUGUACACGGCUCCACAGACCGUGGGACAUCAACAGCAACAACACCUGAACCAGCUUGGAGUGGCUGAUGGAAAGAUCCUGCAGAGCUACAGCUUCAACAGGGUCAUGAUGGACGUGCUCGGCGAGUCCGCGCUUUAAGCGCCUGACUACAUCGACACUCAUGCGUAUUCGCUCGGAUACCUUUUCUUCUUGGCGCUUUUUUCCCCCCCAAAAGAGCAAGAUCACCUUGAGAGUUUAAAAAAGUUUGAUGAAUUUAACAUUGACAGUACAGGAUUUGUGUGUGUCUUCGAAUCCGACGCGGAUCACCUGCGAAAGUCUUUUCGCCAGUUUGUCUCUCAAUUUUUUUUUCCGGGCCACUUGAAGGGCUUUAAUUCUUUUCAGAAGACGAAGUAAAUCGCUGAACGACGACGGUUAGGUGGAUCCUCAUCAAUCAAGAAAAAAUAUUUCUUUUUCGAUCGACUCCGUUUUCUAUUUUUGAGCCUGGGUUUUCUGUUCCUAAAAUAUGAACCAGCAGUAGCAUCACGAAGAAUUUUUUUUUUUUCAAUUUAUAUCGAGUGGUUCCUGGGACUAGAACAGUAACUGAUUGGCGAAAAAUUCUCGAUUCCCUGAGCUUGUCUUCAAAGCUGUUCUUGCUCUGACGAAAGACAGUGGGUGAUGGCCACUUGUGUUUUUGAUGUUUGUGUCGCGUUCUUUUGCAAACGUGUUUCACUUAUCGGGCGUGAAAUUUUGAGAAAAACCCUUGAAAAAAAAAUGAGGAUUUAGUGAACUUGCUGAUGGUACUGUUUCUGCGACUGACUAUUGCCUUUCGCUCGUCCGUCCACCGACGCGCCUGGCAUUCGAAUCAUUUCAGAGCUGCGAAAAUUUCCUGGCUGAUUCCAGACGCGCGAGUUUUUCCUCGAUUAAUUUUCGCCUUAAUCCCCCCUCGGCUUUCAUAUUUCUUUUUCUUUUUUCGGCCAGCGUGUCUGAGACGAGACGCUCGAUUGUGUGCGUAUAUGUGGUUGAACGCAUGUAUGUGUGUGCUCUGGGUACUGGGUUAAUCGUGGUUCGUUUUUUCAAGCGUGCACUUGAGCAGUAGUAGUCAGCGCUGUAUUUCGCACUCCGCAUUGGAAUCCCGGUGAGACCGAGUCCCUCCUUCAGGCGGCACGCGGCGAUUUUUCUUUUCUUCCUGAUUUGGGAAAAAAACGCUUACGACGCGUGUCCUCUAAUUGCUACUCACGGCGUUUCGUUGUGAAAUCACGCGUCCAUGCACAUCGCGAAAUGAGCAAAACAUGAAGAGAAAUAGAAAUGGCAAUGAUUAUUCGGAA
Molecule: messenger RNA, 2591 nt
Organism: Notodromas monacha
Lineage: Eukaryota; Metazoa; Arthropoda; Ostracoda; Podocopida; Cyprididae
Source: the annotation of a GenBank genome assembly